Molecule: messenger RNA, 4587 nt
Organism: Misgurnus anguillicaudatus (oriental weatherfish)
Lineage: Eukaryota; Metazoa; Chordata; Actinopteri; Cypriniformes; Cobitidae
Gene: ncam1b
Product: neural cell adhesion molecule 1b
Biological process (GO): cell adhesion
Cellular component (GO): neuron projection; membrane
Molecular function (GO): protein binding
Source: RefSeq, a predicted model, not a curated record
CACGAUCACAUCUUCUCUCCUCAGAGGCGCCGCUGAUUGGCCGGAUCAGUUCGCGUGCAUCUCGAGGCGGCGUGUGCGCGCGCUCUCGCCUCUCCAUCUCAGCGCGCGACGUACGGGCACGCAAAUUCAAACAGCAUCGAUAUCAAUACAGUUCAACGGCGAGGAUCUUUAUUCGCAUCCGGUUUCCCUCCCGAAAACUUGGCGGAAACUUCACAAGCGUAAGGAUUAAGGAUUCUUCGGUGCACGCGCGAUACUAAUAAUACGCGAGCUGUGUUUUGUGAGGGGAUUGCAAUGCUCCCCAAGGCGAUCAUCUUGGUGCUUCUUUACUUUGGCAGAGCAGUUGCUCUGCAAGUUGAUAUAACACCUUCCCACGGUGAGAUCAGUGUGGGGGAGUCUCGAUUCUUUCUUUGUGAAGUUACCGGCGGAGUGAAGGAAAUCGACUGGUUCUCUCCAAGCGGCGAGAAGAUCGAGCCUGGCAGGCCGGACAUCAGCGUGACCCGUAACGACGAGACGUCCUCCACUCUUACGAUCUACAACGCAAAGGUCGAUCACGCUGGAACAUACAAAUGUAUGGCCAGCAGCAGUGAUCAAGAGGCAGAAUCCACCGUCAAUCUUAAAAUACAUCAAAAAAUCACCUUCACAAACGUCCCAUCACCACAAGAGUACACAGAGGGGGACGACGCCAUCAUUGUGUGUGAUGUCAUAAGCUCACCUCCACCAGUUGUCCUGUGGAAAUACAAAGGUGCAAAAAUCCAAUUUGAAAAAGAUGUACGUUUUGGGACGCUGCCUAACAACCACCUUCAAAUCCGAGGGAUCAGGAAGACCGACGAAGGGUUGUACACCUGCGAGGGUCGCAUUAAGGCACGCGGGGAGGUUGACUUUCGCAUCAUUAAAGUCGUCGUUAACGUACUUCCCACCAUAAGAAUCCGUCAAUCGGAAACGAAUGCCACCGCAGACAUAGGCCCCCCUACAGUGUUGGCCUGUGACGCGGAUGGAUUUCCCGAGCCGAUGGUGACCUGGAAACGGAACAACAUUUUGCUUGAAAGCGGGGAUAAAUACAGCUUCAAUGAAGAUGGUUCAGAGAUGACUGUACUGGAUGUGACAAAGCUGGACGAGGGAGAUUACACCUGCAUCGCAACGAAUAAAGCUGGGGAAAGCGAACAAGAGCUCAGCCUUAAAGUCUUUGUGCAACCCAAAAUCACAUUUUUGGAAAGCCAGACUACAACAGAAAUGGACGAAAAAGUCACGUUAACGUGCGAGGCCACCGGAGACCCCACGCCCACCAUCACCUGGAGCUUCGGCCCCCGCCUCUUCACCGAGGGAGAACAGGAGCACCAAAAGCGGAUUUAUCAGGCUUCUUGGACUCGGCCCGAAAAGCACAAGGGUCCUGAUGGUGACGUGUUGGUCCGUAGCGACGCACGCGUGUCUUCGCUCACCCUUAAGUACGUCCAGUAUACAGAUGCCGGCGAGUACCUCUGCACAGCCCGUAAUGCCAUUGGAGAGACCGCACAGCCUGUGAAUCUGGAAGUUCUCUAUGCCCCGAAAAUCCAGGGCUCAGUAACGGUGUACACGUGGGAGGGCAACCCAGCCAACAUCAGCUGUGAAGUCCUGGCUCACCCCAGCAAUGUGUCUAUUAUGUGGUUGCGAGACGGGAUACAGCUGCCUAACGCUAACACCACCAACAUCAAGAUCUACAACACGUCUUCCGCCAGUUACCUGGAGGUCAACCCAGAGUCAAGCGAUUUCGGCAACUACAACUGCACUGCUUCCAAUGAGAUCGGGACCGAAUCCCAAGAGUUUAUUCUGAUCCCUGCCGAUGUACCCUCAGCGCCCGUCAUCACUCAGGCCCUGCCGUACUCCAGCACGGCUCAGGUGCUUUUUGAGGAGCCUGAAUCCACGGGAGGAGUUCCUGUGCUCAAGUACAGAGCGGAGUGGAGAGCGGUGGGCCGAGAGAAAUGGGUUCAGCGCGUCUAUGAAGUCAAAGAUGGACUGAGUUCAGUCACAGUCACGGGCCUCAAACCCGAAACCGAUUACGAAGUCAGGAUGUCUGCCAUCAACGGGAAAGGCGAGGGCGAGAACAGUAAGCCGUGGGCCUUCAAAACCGAACACGUCCGAGAGCCCAGUUCCCCUAAACUAGAGGGCACCCUGGAGCCCAAAGGCAAUGCACUGAAGCUGCACUGGAUCAAACAAGAUGAUGGAGGCUCACCCAUAAUACAUUACCUGGUUAAAUACAAAGCUAGGGAAGACGCAGACUGGAAGAGUGAGAUCCGUAUGCCUCAUGUAAGCAGCCACGUGAUAUUGAAUGAACUUCAGUGGGACACCGAAUAUGAUGUUAUUGUGGUGGCGGAAAACCAGCAGGGCAGGUCCAGUCCCAGCACCCUGACCUUCAGAACCUCAACAGAACCGGCAGCUACAACAGAUGCGAUGGAUGAUGGGACGGGCCUAAACACUGGAGUUAUUGUUGGUAUUCUCAUACUGGUGUGUGUGAUUCUCUUGCUGGUCUUGGACGCCACCUGCUGCGUCCUCAACAAGUGCGGGAUCUUCAUGUGCAUCUGCGGUAAACCCGGGCCAGGCACCAAAAGCAAAGACAUGGAAGCCGGCAAUGACGCCUUUGUUCGAGAUAUGUCUAAAGAGCCCAUUGUGGAAGUGAGGACCGAAGAGGAAGCUACAGCCAAUCACGACGCAGAAGGCCAUCCAGAGCCCAAUGAGACCACUCCACUGACUGAACCAGAGCAAGUGACGGAAACGUCCGCCGCGAUGGUGGACUUGCCUCUGUCUGUGCCUACUAACUCCGACACAGUCACUGACACUUUUGAACUAAGCCAGAGCAGCCCUGCUAGCGAGAGCACCACUCUCACCUCCAGCAUCACAGCCCCUCCCCCUGAGCCUAACCCCACCCAUACAUCACCAUCUGAUAGUAGUACACCCAAAACUCAUACAAAACCAUCUUCAUCUUCUGACCCUACAACCGAUGAUACUCUUCUGGUAGACCUGGGUGAUGCCUCAGAACAAGCACAAACUGAGGUUCCUCCUGUAAACUCCUCAGAGGAACCAGUACCCAUGCCCCCUAGCCAGGCCAAUUCCACUCCCAUCGUUGUCGAAACAAACUCCACAGAUAAAGCGUCAGAGUCAUUGCCGUCUGUUCAGAGCCCAUCCCAUGCCAGUUCAAAUCCCAGCAGCCCACAGGGUUGCGCCCCUAUCCCCUCAAUGAAUCAUGAUCUUCAGAUUGAUGGAGAACUCCCACUGGCUCCAGACACAGAUCUCCCCCAGGACGGGUCACAUGCUCUGGGUACAGCUGGAUUCAGUGGGCCAUCUGCUCCGGGACAGAGCGAGAAAGUCCUGGAUGAUGAGACGAUUGCGACAGGAAACGCGGAGUUAAAGAAAGCAGGAGGAGAACCCAACGCCGUCUCGCAAACAAACAACACUGAGAUUAAAGCAUGAGGACGGCAGCAUCAUGAUGAACACGUGUUCAUUUAACAGUGCCCUUAAUACAUUUUCUCAACUAAAAGGUGUAUAUUCUGUUACUUAAAUAUGUAUGCCUUUUCCACUUAUUUUCUGAAUAAACUUCCAGAUGUUUCGGUUUCAGGAUGGACAUCUAAUAAUUCAUAUGAUUACAAUGUGUACAGAUUUUUUCUUUGUCGUUCUGUCAUGAUGAUUAUUUUAACAGGGAAUCAAAUUAUUCAGGAGAAAUAUCUUUGCAGUUAUACAAUAUAAAAAUGUAUAUGAUUUGUCCUAUUUUUAUAUUUUGUGUGUUUGAGGGCUAGGCUUGAUUCAUUGUUGGUUUUAUAUUUUAUUUUAUGCGUUUUAUUUACACGUAACUGUAAAGAGGAUAAUGGACUGUAGACAGCCAGUCAACAAAUAUCACGGUCACAUACUUUGUUAUUUGACAAGGUCCGGUAACAAUUUUAAAUGACAAUUACCGUGUAUUUCUAAUAUUUGCGAUUUAUACAUCAAGUCAUUUUUCCAAACAUAUUCUCCAAAAACAUGGAAACUGAAAUAUCUGCUCAUUUUUAUACUGUUAACCUCUGGAGAAAGGGUGUGUUUUACACUGUCAACUGCAAGCUUGUGCACUGUGAUUGUGUUAUCGAAUUGUUGUGUGUUUUUUGGAAGAAUAUCCACAUAGCUUUGUAGUCAACGCUGAUUGUCCUUUUAUAUAACAACAUGUAUAUUGUUAACAGUCCUGUGUAAAACAGGAGGAUUAGGACACACAACUCUGACAGAGUCUUCGCGACAUCACUCAUUGCAUGACCAUCUGCCUGCACGUCUGAUGUUAAACAAGACUGAAGUGUGCUGCCUCACUAGUCAGUGCAGAAAUGCUCAAGAUGUUAUUUCUGGGUGUUUUAUGAUUCCUAGGCUUUCUAUAAAAUUAAUGUUUUGGAUUAUAAAAGUAAAGGAUGUUAUCUCUGCCCACUGUGCACCAAUUAUUCUGUUAAGCACUGCCAUUUUACCCCCUGAAUUGUCAAUGGUUUUAUGUACAUGGGGAUUUGACAAAUGAAAUAAAAGUAUGAUGGGUGUGCUUUAAAAUAAGAACAUGUUGUAAAUUGUGUUGUUCUAACACAUUUUAAUUAAACUCAUUGAAACACGAAA